Molecule: messenger RNA, 936 nt
Organism: Pecten maximus
Lineage: Eukaryota; Metazoa; Mollusca; Bivalvia; Pectinida; Pectinidae
Exons: 1
Coding region: 1-936 (311 amino acids)
Molecular function (GO): nucleic acid binding
Source: RefSeq, a predicted model, not a curated record
AUGGAUGUGUGUACUGUCACCGAUCGCAGGAAAGGAAGCAGUGGUAGACGGAGGAGCGCUAGAUGCGACGAGAACAUCAGUCAAGUGAAGACCAUCAUAGAGGAAACACCACAGAGGUCCAUCAGAAAGGUACUGUCUGACAUGAACCAACAUCCAAGUAAAUCAUCAGUGCAAAGGAUUCUGAAAUUCGAUCUCAAAUUGACACCAUACAAAAUAUAUGUAAUGCAACACCUGAAAGAAAGUGAUAUUGCGUCGAGAUUAACAUUCACGAACUGGGUGCUGGAACACGACGACAUUUUGGACAGUGUGUGGUUCUCAGACGAGGCUCACUUCACAUUGAGUGCCCAAGUGAACAAGCAGAACAUGAGGUUUUGGGGGACAUCCAAACCAGACUUAUAUGAAGAAAAACCUCUGCAUAGUGACAAGGUAACUGUAGGCCUAUGGGCAGCUUUAAGCAGACAUGGGAUCAUUGGACCCUUUUUCUAUGAGUCGGCAGGCGAAACGGCUACUGUGACGUCAGAUCGAUACAUUCAAAUCCUCAGCAAGAGGUUCAUACCAGCACUGAGGAGAAAAGGACAUGAACUAAAUGGUGUGUGGUAUCAGCAAAAUGGGGCGGCACCCCACACAGCAAAUCGAGUGUUGACCUGGCUAGCAGACACUUUUGGCAAUAGGCUGAUAUCGUUGCGUACUGACAUUGAGUGGCCACCUCAUUCUCCAGACCUGAACCCGUCAGAUUUUUACCUUUGGGGCUACCUCAAGGACCGUGUUUACAUUCCUCCUCCAUCUAAUCUCCAAUAUUAUCCGGCCAGACACAUGCAGGAAUGUGGUGAGGAAUUUCAGGGACAGAAUUCAGCAUGUCAUCGAAAAGAAGGGCGGACACCUCGAACACAUUCUUUGACUGAAAUUAUCAAUUUUCUGAACAAAUCGCAAAAUUAG